UGUGUGUGAGAGAGAGCGCAUGUGUGAGAGCGCGCGUGUGUGUGUGUGUAUGUGUGUGAGCGAGGCAGGGCGAGGUCAGAAGCUUGGUGACGGGAAACGUACCUUGAGUUGACCGCUGCUAUGCCGGGCCACUUCCCUCUGAGCUGUGACGUCAAGGCGAGCUCAGCAACACGGAUCCAGACAGGUAUAUCUUCCCACCGCGCCUGCACCAACCUUCAUACUCUUCUGCACCUUCCCACCACACACACACACGCUGUAGUCACCGCGAUAUCCAUAUGAGACCAGGGUGCGGUAGAGCCAUGGCCGGAAAGGGUGACAAGGGUGAGGCUGAGGGUGGCAGAAAGGGUGUGUGUUUCAAGGGUGUGGUCGGUAUUUAAAAGCAUGACAGUCGAGCCUCUAAUGUUACUAGAUGGACUUGCGUUCUCCAACAUGCACGUGUAUAUAGAGAACCUUCAGAUGGAUAGAGUGUGCAGGGUCACGUGUGGGUUUUCUGAGGUCGUGUGCCAGGAUCUCAAGGCGCAGCACGAGGCGAGUGUUGAGGUACAGAAGAGCUACAGCGUCUUUGCCCUCUACAACGGCAUCAUCGCGGCCGGCUCUCCCUCUCUUCUUCAUCCUGUUCAUGGGCGCGUGGGAGUGACAAGUAUGGGAGGAAGGUGCCGCUCGUAGCCGUCCAGGUGGGUCAUGUCCUCCACGCUGGCGGCUACCUGCUGGCGUCCCUCGUCCCCUCUUGGCCUGCUGAGGUGCUCCUGCUGGUGACACUGCUGGACACACUCGGGGGCGGCGCGGUGUCCUUCCUGACGGUGGCCAACUCGUACUUAGGUGACGCGACGCCUGAGGAAAGCCGCACGUCAAGGGUCGGCCUGGCUAACAGCAUCUGGUUUCUCGGCGGUCCUGUUGGCACGUUGAUGGGGCGGUACAUCUACGGUGCGGGGGGUUAUUUGGCCCUCUUCACCACGUCCCUUGCCCUGUCCGUGGCUGCUGUGGUGUACGUGGCGGUCUUCCUGCCAGAGAGCCACGGGCCUUUCGUCAAGAAGAGGCAACACGGAGGAGGCGAUGAAGGCGACGCUGGAGUUACGGGAUAGCGUGGCGGCGGUGUAUGGGUUUGGAGGGCAAGAAAAAGGUCGCCCACACCCUCUCAGACGCCCGCCCCGCACUCGCUACCAUGGCCAAGGACUUCUUCGACCCCAGACGCAUCGUGGAUAGUUUCAAGUCAACUGUGCGGCGGCGGGAGGGCAACACUCGCGGCCUCAUCCUUACGCUUAUCUUCACCAGCCUCCUCAGAAGAGUGACUAGAUCUCCCUACGUCUUCGCCUUCACCCGACAUGAGCUGGGCUGGGAGGCGGCUGAUUACAGUCUUUGGGUCACCUACAAGAACCUGAUGGCCACGACUGGCUCCCUCGUGGCGGUCCCCCUUCUGAGUGGCCACCUCGGGGUUCCUGACAUCGUGCUGGCAUUAGUAGGAGCCAUAUCAGGCAUUCUAGAAUAUGUUAUCUACGGCUUUGUCUCCCAGGCCAGACCCUUUCUUCUCUGGAUUGGUAAGUGUGUGUGUGUGUGUGUGUGCCCUCUGGGCGCGCUGCUCCUCAACUCCUGCACCAUUGCUCAGCGCUCCAUGAUGACCAAAUUUUGUGUCCAAUGA
This is a messenger RNA of Scylla paramamosain (green mud crab), 1636 nucleotides long. RefSeq lists its product as uncharacterized. Gene Ontology annotation, biological process: transmembrane transport. The transcript has 4 exons. Bases 1097 to 1636 code for a protein of 179 amino acids. The record is from RefSeq and is a predicted model, not a curated record. Gene Ontology annotation, molecular function: transmembrane transporter activity. Gene Ontology annotation, cellular component: membrane. Lineage: Eukaryota; Metazoa; Arthropoda; Malacostraca; Decapoda; Portunidae.